Molecule: messenger RNA, 1565 nt
Organism: Ruditapes philippinarum (Manila clam)
Lineage: Eukaryota; Metazoa; Mollusca; Bivalvia; Venerida; Veneridae
Exons: 8
Coding region: 83-1099 (338 amino acids)
Source: RefSeq, a predicted model, not a curated record
UCUUGUGGGAUUACAUAUAAACAAGAAUAGUUGACUCUAAGUAAGACAUUUGAAGAAGGACCAUUUGUCAUAUUAUUACAAAAUGAUAUUGAAAAAGUUUGGAGUAAUUUUGUUAGCUGUGUUCGUUGUGUUGGUACCCGUAGCAGAAGCUCAAAAUUGGAGAGGAAACACCGAGCCUUACAAAAAAUGGGAGUCAGACAGAUGUAUAAGAUGUAUUUGCCAGUAUGCAACUUAUUGUGGCGCGUGGAGAUAUUUCACUUGCAAUGUUCUAGUGACUAAACUAAGGUGUUUAAGAGGAUGGAGACAUCGAGGGGAUUACAACUGUAAUAUCCCAAUAUGUAGACCAAACUGUGGAUUAGUCGGAGAGUGUAUAGCCCCAGCUAAAUGUGACUGCAAAGGCCAGGCAAUAGGUCAAUAUUGUCAGACGUUGGUAUGCUCUUAUACUAGACCAUGUUACCCAGGAAACUGCUAUUCCAAUUCCUUAUGUAAAUGUACCGUUGGAUUCACAAAAGAAAAUUCGGCAUCACAAUACGGCUGUUUGAAAAUUGACACAAAUAAUAAACCGUACAUUGGUAAAUCAACAAGUGUCAUAGAACACAGUAGAAAGACAGAUAAUAAAUUCCUUUUCUACUUCUUGUUGGACGGUACAGACGAGACAAUGAGCAAGCUUAUUGUUUGGAGUAAUCAGAGGGUGUUUAACAUCAUGCGUUUCACAUUCGAGGUUAGCUACGAGGCACCAGAACCAAUGGCUGAAAGGCCGGUCUAUGUUCAUAAGACAGCAGUUGGUAUUACAGAGGGGAAAGUUUUACUUCGUGUUCUAGAUUACAAAAAUGUGGAGCAUCCAACACAAAAGUACGACAUAGACUGUCCUGCAUCUAAUCCGUCAAAUCCACAACAAUUGUUUAAUUGUACGAUAGAGAAUGGAGAAUUCAAAACUCUGAUAGAUCAUGCAGACACGUUAAAAGUUACUUUUGAAGCUAGGAAUGGAGGUUAUCGACAGAUGAGUAAUCAAAACAGUCUACUACCCGAAGACACAUUCAUAGGACAGACUAGUAGAAAAAAUGUAAUCUUUCUAUAUAUGUAUCCAAAUUAUCCUUAAACACUCCCGACCUGUGAUUGCAGAAUACCCUUAAAUGCAAAUAUUCAGCUUUGAUUUGUAAAUAUAACAUGUACUUUCAUAAAUAAAAAAAGUAAGGAAUAGUAGGAAUUUGAAAAUAUUGUAAUAUUUUCUCAAUUCUAACUAAUGUAACAAUUAUUUUUUAUUAUCAUGAAGCAAGAAUGAGGGCAUAUCGUUAGGAACAGUAGUGAGUAGGUGCCAAAUUUUUUUUAUUACGUAUUCAAGUCAUAGUCGGUGCUAGUGGGGAAGGAUUAUGAUGUCCGCUCGGCUCUACUGAAUGUUUUUCGGGAUACCUCGUCGAUUACAAUACGUAGACAUAAUACGGAGUUUGACGGAAAUGUCCGAUAAGUUACGAUGCACCAGCACUGGUUAAACACAAACCAUUGGCAACUCUAAAUGGGCCUUCAAGCAUUUUUAAUUUACACACAUGCGUUCGCCAUCAUUUUUG